GACUAUAGAAUGGAGCCAUGAAAUAGUUGACGUUUGUUCACGUCUGUUUGACAAGGUGUAACAAACAGGAAUCUCGAAGAAUUUUGUCGUUUAGCCGCGUCGACAUGCUGACGUCUAUACGUCGAGCUUGCGGGCUCUUCGCUCCAAGAAACAUUAGAGGAGUACAAACAACAGCAAAUUGUGCAUCGGAUCAGCUGUUUGUUCACAGGGACAGCGAGCAUGACAAUCCCAAUAUACCAUUCGAGUUUAACGAGGCCAAUAAGAAGCGAAUUGAGGCGCUCCUCGCGAUUUAUCCCGAAGGUCAUAAGCGCGGCGCAAUGAUACCUCUGUUGGAUCUGGCGCAACGGCAACACGGCUGGCUACCCAUUUCGGCCAUGCACAAAGUCGCCGAGAUACUGGAAUUGCCGCGCAUGAGGGUGUACGAGGUGGCCACGUUCUACACGAUGUUCAAUCGCAAACCUAUGGGCAAAUAUCACAUACAAAUCUGCACGUGCACGCCGUGCUGGCUGAGAGACUCCGACUCGAUAGUAAACGCCGUGACGAAGGCUGCGAACUGCGAGCUCGGCGGUACCUCCGUGGACAAGAUAUUCACCGUCUCGGAGGUGGAAUGUCUCGGUGCCUGCGCCAAUGCCCCGAUGUUCCAAGUGAACGACGAUUAUUAUGAGGAUUUGACCCCAGAGACUGCAACAGCUAUAAUAAACGCUUUCAAGAAGGGUGAAAAGCCACCGCCAGGUCCACAAAAUUCUCCUAGAUUUGCAGCUGAUCCCGCUGGUGGACUUACAUCGUUGACGACCCCACCUUCAGGUCCCGGGUUUGGAGUUAGGUCGGAUUUAUAAAAUAUAUGUUUUUGAUAAGUCUGUAGUGUACAUUAAUGAAUGUAAAAAGGUUAUUAAUAAAUGUAUAUCAAAGUAA
Monomorium pharaonis (pharaoh ant) is the source of this 912-nucleotide messenger RNA. It is a transcript of the gene ND-24, whose product is annotated as NADH dehydrogenase [ubiquinone] flavoprotein 2, mitochondrial. NCBI's taxonomy places the organism in Eukaryota, Metazoa, Arthropoda, Insecta, Hymenoptera, Formicidae. The coding region runs from base 105 to 836 and encodes 243 amino acids. The record is from RefSeq and is a predicted model, not a curated record. The transcript is spliced from 4 exons. Gene Ontology annotation, molecular function: NADH dehydrogenase activity. Gene Ontology annotation, biological process: mitochondrial electron transport, NADH to ubiquinone.